AUGGACAGAAAUCGUGCCUUCGCGCUGGUUGUCUUCUGUUCGACUCUGCCUGUCUUUGCUCUGGCCGACCAAUCCACGACGAUGAUCCGACCGUCCCCAAGAGUAGACGCGGUUCCAGUCUGCACCCUCGGCCACCUGUGUCAGGUCAAAGGCAACUCCAACACUGAUCAAGGUGGCAGCGAUUGCGUCCGCUGGUGUUACUGCGAUGACGCCUGCGGCUUCUUCGGCGACUGUUGUUACGACUACGAAGAUGGUUCGUCACAGCUCCCGGGCCCGCGCAGGCGCAGUGCGUCCAAAAUGGCGAAGUUAACGCCUGAUCCUGGUGACUGCAUGAGCAGUUCUGAUGGUGGUAGUCUUGACGGUGGUGAUGGCCAACUAAGGCGGGAUUGUAAUGUGAGUGAUGAUGGUUAUGAUGGUGAAAGUGGUGUUGAUAGUGAGUUUGACGGCCUGGCCGAAUACUUGACGACCACGGGCACUCCUAGAAGCCACUUUCCAUGCACCUAUGUGGGUCAGCCCGUCUCAGAACCACCAUAUCGGUACGGAUUUUGGUUGAACAGUUUCUGUCCUGCAAAUGCUUCUGUGAACAGCCGUCGACUCUGUGAGGAUCCACCAGGUGAUGACGUCAUUCUGAAGACCCCCGUCAGCGGAGCUCGAGGAGUGGCUUACAAAAACGUGUAUUGUGCUAUUUGCAACGGUGAAGACCUUAGUAGGCUGGAUGCAUGGGCUGUGGAUGUGUACUGCAACUCGCUAAACCAGUCAGCCGCCAUUUUGGACGCACCGCGUCAGCGCGGAGCCAACUACACGUUUGACUUUCAGGACCUGGAUGCGGCUUGCCGGUUAGUCUUUUCCUCUCGCAAGGGUGUCGGAGUGAGGUACUGCUUCCCGGAUGUCGUGGCAGACUGCGGCUCACACGACGGGAGUACGGGUCUCUGCGAAGCGUGCGACUCGUACGCGGCCGUCGCAAUCGAGCCGGAGAGGUUCCCACCCGGACCGCGUCGCGUGUUCAGGAAUCCGCACUGCGCAUUGAGCCACGGAGUCCGCAUUACGUCAGGCGCGAUUACCAACUCAUGUGCAUUAGUGUGCGGCUCUGGCUCAUUCGUCACCCCAAUGAUUCCAUCUUUAUCGAUUCUCAUCAAUUUCGGAACCGGUACGGCCCAAGUAGACGAUCUGGUCCUUCCCUCUCGCUGUCCAGCCGAUUUCGUCUUCGAUCCGUUUACGGAUCGCUGCCGAAUUCUGUCAUGUGCUGACGGGUACCGACUUGAGGGCGGACAGUGCAUCGCACAGGAACCUCCCGACACCGAAGAGGAAUCAAAUGUUACUGCAACUGUGGAAUUCCUGGUAGAAGUGAACAUCGACGGCACAGUUAACUGCAGCAGUGCUGGCGAGGUUGGCUUAUGUAUGGCCAAGCCACUUCUUCAAAUUCUCGAUGGACUCUCGGUACAACGUUUCACUUUAGGAGGAAUAGUGCCGAAAUGCCGGCUUAGUGACUCCAACACCACCUCUUUCGAAAUGACAAUGACCAGAGAAAAUGCUCAACUGGACAUAAACAUCCUCGAAAAGGAACUUGAUAUUGUUCUUCUGAACGGUUCCCGAGGUGGCUUUGGAGAGUGUCUUUCGUUCAACAACGACACCAAUUUGAGAUCGAUCGUAUUCGUCAGAUGUCACUCGGCCACAUGUGGUAUCAGAGAAACUGCAAAAUGUGGGAAUGUCGUAGGAAAUAUUACUGAAAUUUUUCCGCUACAGUCAAAUGUUUCGGAUGGGUUUGUACGGGUUGAUAACACUUGGUACUCAGCGGAACAGACUGUGUAUAGUGUGAUCUACGGCUGGCAACCAGGCAAUGAAAGCUUCGACAAACUGGGCAUGCGCGUAAGAGUUUGCGACGGUGAGGAGCUCUCGUGUGCGCAUGUCGCUUUGAACGCGUCGCUCUUUCGUCCAAUCGGUGGACCGGAGGGCAGCUCAUUGGAAUAUCUCCCGACAGGAUACAUUCUCGCACCAGGGAACUUUUCCAUUCUCCGGAACGGCAGCGUUAUGGUUUGUUCUUUCUUUGACAAUGGUACUGUACAAGGAACCAGAGAUGACCUUGCCAAAUUGCUCAUAAGUCUGAUCGGUUUGACCUUGUCAAUGAUUGCGACCGCGGUCAUCUUCGUGACGUACUUGGCUUUUCGAAGCCUCCGUAACCACAUGCGCUGCCCAAUGCUGAACCUCACCGCUUCGUUAAUACUGGCGAAUCUCAUGUUUUUGCUGAGUAAAAUAUCAACAGCGAACGACGUAGCCUGCACCGCAGUCGCAUUUCUGGGACACGUGUUUUGGCUCUCGGUAUCCACUUGGUCCAAUAUCAUCGCAGUUGGGAUGUACGGAGCAUUUUCAGUCUCUGCAAUGUCACUUCGAGACCAACGCGUCACCCGAAGAAAACUUGUGUACUUUUACCUGUACGCCUACGGUGCGCCGUGCUGCAUCAGCAUUCCUUGCCUCGUUCUGGAGUUGACCUACAAAUCACGUGACGUCCCGCUCUUCCGUUACCGGAGUGGGGACGUGUGCUUUAUCAACAGCUCUGACCAAAUGCUCUAUGCCUUCGUAGUGCCGUUGUUGGCAUGUGUUCUGGUCAAUCUGGUUCUGUUUUCUCUCACCGUUCGUGGAAUUAGAAUCACCAAGAUGAAAGCGCAGAUGGUGAAGGGUAACACGCCAGUCAUGCGACAAGCAAUGGAGGAACUACCGAUCUAUCUCAAGAUUUCCAGCCUGAUGGGUUUCUGUUGGCUCGUCGGUUUCCUAGCAACCGUUACCAAGUCAACGGUUCUGGAGUACAUCUACCUUGUCUCAAACUCCUGCCAGGGGCUCCUCAUCUUUCUCUGCUUCGCCAAUGGCCGCGUGAGGGCGCUGUGGAGGGCCAAGUUGAGGGCGCUGUUCCGUGCUUGCUGCUCUGGUGGUGUUGCAGAACCCAAGCGAGAAGCUCCAGUCGUGGCUACCGUGAGCGAGCGGUGUGGCACGGGGGCUAGCGGGGACAAUCACGCUGGAGAUGGGUCGGCUUCCGUACGAACCGAAGAAACGGCUCUGUGA
Molecule: messenger RNA, 3054 nt
Organism: Patiria miniata (bat star)
Lineage: Eukaryota; Metazoa; Echinodermata; Asteroidea; Valvatida; Asterinidae
Exons: 3
Coding region: 1-3054 (1017 amino acids)
Biological process (GO): cell surface receptor signaling pathway; G protein-coupled receptor signaling pathway
Cellular component (GO): membrane
Molecular function (GO): G protein-coupled receptor activity
Source: RefSeq, a predicted model, not a curated record